UCGCGUGUCUUUCAGCUUUUUCAAAUUUCCUUUCUCGUUGUUGCAGUCAUGUCUGGUCGUGGCAAAGGCGGAAAAGGCCUAGGUAAAGGCGGCGCCAAGCGUCACCGUAAGGUUCUGCGAGACAACAUCCAGGGCAUUACCAAGCCAGCCAUCCGGCGCCUUGCUCGUCGUGGCGGCGUCAAGCGCAUUUCUGGCCUCAUCUAUGAGGAGACUCGCGGCGUUCUGAAGGUGUUUCUGGAGAACGUGAUCCGUGACGCCGUCACUUACACGGAGCACGCUAAGCGCAAGACCGUGACUGCGAUGGACGUGGUCUACGCUCUGAAGCGGCAGGGCCGCACUCUAGAAACUUCUCUUCACAGGAGCUCUUCUAGGUCGCUCAUGGCGCGUACUAAGCAGACUGCCCGGAAAUCUACAGGCGGUAAAGCGCCGCGCAAGCAGCUGGCAACCAAGGCGGCGCGUAAGAGCGCUCCGGCAACCGGCGGCGUGAAGAAGCCCCACCGCUACCGCCCCGGUACUGUGGCUCUGCGCGAGAUCCGUCGGUACCAGAAGUCCACCGAGCUGUUAAUUCGGAAGUUGCCGUUUCAGCGCCUGGUGCGAGAAAUCGCUCAAGACUUCAAGACCGACCUGCGCUUCCAGAGUUCGGCCGUGAUGGCGCUGCAGGAGGCCUGCGAGGCCUACUUGGUAGGGCUUUUUGAAGACACCAACCUUUUGCUUGUGGUCAUGUCUGGCAGAGGGAAAGGAGGUAAAGGCUUGGGAAAGGGAGGCGCCAAGCGGCACCGGAAAGUGCUGCGUGACAACAUCCAGGGCAUCACCAAGCCCGCCAUCCGGCGCCUGGCCCGACGCGGCGGCGUAAAGCGCAUCUCGGGCCUUAUUUAUGAGGAGACCCGCGGGGUGCUCAAGGUGUUUCUGGAGAACGUGAUCCGGGACGCCGUGACUUACACGGAGCACGCCAAGCGCAAGACGGUCACCGCCAUGGACGUGGUGUACGCGCUCAAGCGCCAGGGCCGCACCCUCUACGGCUUCGGCGGCUGAGCCUCAUUCUGGCUUGCUGUUGACUGCUCUCCCACAAAAGGCCCUUUUCAGGGCCACCUCCUUCCUCAAACGAAGGGCCGUAACUGCUCACCACGAAGACGUAGGCGAUGUGAGUUUCCUUUUGUAAACUUUCUGGGGUUGUAGCAGAGUUAAACCAAGCCGUUUUGAGCGAUCCUCCCAAGAUGGCGGGUGUCGGGUGUGCCCCGGACAAAAGGAAGGCG
Molecule: messenger RNA, 1253 nt
Organism: Sapajus apella (tufted capuchin)
Lineage: Eukaryota; Metazoa; Chordata; Mammalia; Primates; Cebidae
Exons: 5
Coding region: 49-1032 (327 amino acids)
Biological process (GO): nucleosome assembly
Cellular component (GO): nucleosome
Molecular function (GO): protein heterodimerization activity; DNA binding; structural constituent of chromatin
Source: RefSeq, a predicted model, not a curated record